AUGGACGACGAACGCUCAUUUACGGCCGAGAUUCCGAUUCGAUCUCGGGAGCUGCCUCGCCGUGAUCCAGCCCUUGCCACGCACGCCAAGAUGGAAGGGGUCAUUCAUUCACGAUUUGAGCAUCACUUCCGCUUGUCGCAGCCGCAAUAUCAACAGUCAAAGUGUCCCGAAGGCCUCAAGAUCAUAUCCGGCGCAUUUGAAAAGACAUUUCGCGACCGGUCGCCGACUGCUUCGACGAUAAGCUCGACACAUGUCCCGGACUCGGCAACCACGUGCUCCAUGCCCAUGUCUCCCACCUUGUCAACAUUCACGAGAGCGACCACCCCUGACAUCGACGGGCCAGAGCGCUUGCAUACUCCCUUUAUCGCAACAAGGUCCGGAACGAACGGCCAUCGGUAUCGGGAGUCGUGCGAUUCGGGUUCAACAUUCGUGGACUCUAUCAACGAAGAGAAAUUUCCGGCGUAUCCAGAAUCCAUCGGCAUGGGGUACAAGGACGACCCGCUCCAACACAUGGGCAUCGAUGAGGCGGAAGAUGACGGGCAGAAUGACAUGCAUCACACUGCGGGGACACCAAGACCACAGGCACGAGACGAUGCUCCCGAAUCGCCAUGUGAGGCACCCUUUCCUAUCCCUUCCCGGCCACUGAGCGAUCGAAUGAGCUUCGACUCUGGCUCCGAUCGUCUUUCGCGUGCGUGGGAACCAGCUACGCCAACACCGGUGGACUUUCCCGAUGAGGAGGCCGAUGCCGUCUUGGACUAUGUCCUCCAGGUGACGUACGGCGUUGAGCUUGACGAGGUUAACAUGCCGCCGUCAUUCCUUCGGCAAUUUGCCUCAAGGUUCAUGCAAGACAUCGGGAGAUUUGCGUUCUCAGGGUUUCCUGUCGCGACACAAUUAACACACACAACAUCAACCUCGUCCAAUGGUUCGAUGCCCCUAGCAAGGAGGUCGGGAUCUGACCGGGGGUCUCAAAAUGGUAAACGAAAGAAGGGCGAGACAGGCCGCCUGGAUGGAGGUGAUGACGGCGACGACCUGACUGAUGACGACGGCGACUCAAGUGUCCCUUUCAAAAGAGCGAGAGCAACACCUAGGGAGGUAGAUGAGAACCUGCGCCUUAGCUGUCCCUUUCGAAAGAGAAAUCCGCAUCGGUUUAACGUCAGGGAGUACCACUCAUGUGCGAUGACUUACUUCAAGUUCGCGGAAUUGCGGCAACACAUUGUCAAGCAGCACAAGCGCAAUGACUCAUCGUCUUUCAUGUGUGAUCGCUGCAACCGAGCCUUUCCUAGCAAGAGGGAACUGAGAGAUCACCAGCGUCUACCCAGAGAGCAGAUGUGUGAUGUCUCUGACCAUGAUCCAGAGUCAGGUAUCGAUGGUCCCACAAUGACGAAGCUUCUAAGCAGAAAGCGAGCAAGUGGAAUGACACCAGAAGAGCAGUGGAGGGAAAUCUGGAACCUCUUAUUUCCGGACGACGAUGACUACAGGGUUCAGCCCUUCGACUUCUGUCCCGUUAUUGAGCACUUUGAGUUACAAGCCCAGUUCAUGAACAGUCUUAAGGAUGUUGGAGAUCGCCUCCGGGACAAGGGUAUGACUCAACAGGCGCUGGAGACUAUCGGCAACAUUUAUCGCAACCAGUUCAUCCAAGUCAUCGAGCAGUGCAUCGCGGAUUCUCAAAUGAUGCCCUACUCCAACCGAAGUAACCGAAAGAACGGGCCGUCGCCUUCACGUUCUGUGGCUCCCCGGCACUUGGCCCGCAAUGCUCCCCGCCCAGACUCAGGUGUAGACGUUGAUGACGGCUCUGAGGACAGCCAGUCCAUCGCCAUUUUUCCCGGGGGCGUGUUUGACGGACAUGGUAUGCUGGCUCAAUCUGACAGUGUGAGGACCGUAAGACGGGUUUCGUCUACUUCUUCGGAGUUCAGGAACUCAGUGUUGCCACGGACGCUGCAGCCUUUGAUGGAGCAGCUGCCAGCCUCUGGGCAGGGCAUCGGAGGUUCUCCUUCUCCACGACAGAAGCUGUCGCCCGCGCAGCAACAGCAACAGCAAAUGCCGCAACAGCCGCUAAUGUCUGAUCAAAAUAUUGACCUCAUUCCCAUGAUGAGUGGAAUGACGCCUGAAAUGGCAGCACAGCUCUGGGCCUAUCGCGAUGUCCAUGUCGAAACAAGAUCAUCGGCAGGUGAGAUGAACAUGUAUCCUCCGGCAGUGGAUACUAAUGGGCAAAAUCAAUUCCUGGACUGGAAUUCGGGACUGCAGGAUAAUAAUGGGAUGUACAACUUUUCAGGAUAUAUGCCUCGCUAG
This is a messenger RNA of Colletotrichum graminicola M1.001, 2289 nucleotides long. RefSeq lists its product as uncharacterized. The coding region runs from base 1 to 2289 and encodes 762 amino acids. Lineage: Eukaryota; Fungi; Ascomycota; Sordariomycetes; Glomerellales; Glomerellaceae. The transcript has 4 exons. The record is from RefSeq and is a predicted model, not a curated record.